Molecule: messenger RNA, 1625 nt
Organism: Pelagomonas calceolata
Lineage: Eukaryota; Pelagophyceae; Pelagomonadales; Pelagomonadaceae
Source: the annotation of a GenBank genome assembly
GGUCGGAGCUCGUGAAAGCCCGACGCGAGCGCCGCCUGCACGGUCGCCUUGGGCAGCCACGCGAGCGCCACGAACGCCUUCUCCCGGAAUUUGAGAUGUCUGCCACGGCCUCGGGACGCGAGGCUGCGUCGUACAACGAGGAGCGCCGCCUCGCGAAGCUCGCGCGGCUCCGCGGCACGGGCCGCCGCCGCCGGCAGCCCCAGCCCCAUGCCAUGACGUCUCCACCACCACCGGACGAAGCGUUCAGCCCGCCGCCUCCAAAUGAAGCGCCGCCGGAAAACUGGGACGACGUGCCCGUCGGCGGCAAGGGUCGCACGCCCCAGCGCAUCGACGACGACGACGCCGAGCCGGCGGCUUAUGACGGAGGAAGCUGGCGGUCCGCUUCGAAGCCGGCCCGGGCGCCGCGGCCGCGCGCCAGCCCGACGAAGGUGCCGACGGCGCGCGAGUGGGACGACACGCCCGUCGGCGGCGCUCAAAGGCCGCCGCCGCAACAAGCCGAGCGCAAGCGGGCGCCCGCGGCGCGGCGGCCCGUCGUCAGCCAGCGCGAGUGGGACGAGAUGCCCGUCGGCCAUAGUGGAGGCGGCCAGGUCUGGACGGAAUACCCCGAGGGCGAGACCGGGCCGCCGCCGCGCGCGGCGACGCCGGACUCGGACUCGGACUCGACGGGCAGCCUCGAGAUGCGGCCCGCGCCGGCGCGGCGCGACUGGGACGACGAGCCUGUUAGUGAAGGCGCCAAGCAGGACUGGGACGAGGCGACCGGCAGCGACGACGACGAGCGGCCCGCUGGCGGCGCCGGGCGCGCGCCGGUGCGGCCCGUCGAGAGCUCGUCCGCGCGGGACUCGGACGAAGCGACACCGGUCGCCAGCGACGACGAGCGUCCGUUCGCGACUGACGACGAGCCCGCGGAUGCCAAGGACUGGGACGACCAGCCCGUCGGCGGCGGCGGCGGCGCGCGGGACUGGGCCGAGUACCCCGAGGAGGACGACGCUCCGCGCUCGGCGCGCCGAGAGGAGAGCGACCGCCGCGCCGCCUCACCACUUACGUAUGAUGCGACGCCACUGCAGCCGAGCCCGGCGCCGCCCUCGCCACGCCCGUCGCCGGCGCCGCCCUCGCCGACGAGACCGGAGCGACCGCCGUGCACGUUGGAGGACCUGCGGGACCGCUGGGGCACCUGCGUGUACUUGCUGCGAAGCCCGGACGUGCGCGAUGCCCAAGCGCUGGAAAAAACGAGACAAGCGGCGGAGGAUGGCGUCGCUUAUGUUGAGGAGGUAAAAACGGUGGCCCAGCGGUUGAAAAUUAGGGGCGGCGCCCUGUCGAAGAUGUUGCUGCCCUACGGCGAGGAGACGUCUACGCUAGAACAAGCGCAUACGUCCAAUCGGGCGGAAUACGAGCGGCUCGAGGAGCUCGGGCUUCCCGAACAACGCGCCAGGGAACUCGUCGACAAAGCUUUAGCAGCGAGAUCUCUGGUGAGAGUCAAGGUCGCGGACGACAACGACCUCGAGCAGAUGCUCCUGGCGUGCGGGGAAUUGAGGGACUUCUUCGACGACCUCGAGGCGCACGCGCGGCGGGAAAGGGCGGGCGCGUUCGACGUCUUCGCGACGCUCGAGUAAUCUCGGCGGCGGUCC